AUGGCAGAUCAAUUGAAUGCAUCUUUCAUUAAAUAGUCUGAGGAUAUUAUUUAAUAAAAGAAAGAGGAAAUACUUUAGUUCUUUGAACAGAAAGGCUACAAAGCUGAUUCUGCAUUUGAUGAUUAACUUUGGUUUUUUCCAGAAAUCAAUUAAGACUAAGAACAUAUCCUAUGGAAGGUGAUAAGCGAUACAAUUGGACAAGAUUAAGUUUAUGAUGAGAAUGUAGGGUUUUUCAUUUAAUUAGUUUGCAUCAGAAGCAACUAUUGAUACUUUUGUAUAGAAACUAUUGGAUUAAGCAAAAAUGAUACAUUUGAAAAUACUUGAUUUCCAAAAAAACAUUGAUUAUUUCAAAGAUGAACUUACCAAUUUUGAUAAGUUUUCAAAAGUCAUUGAAGCAAGUAUUACAAAAUAAAUAAAUUAUCUUAGAUAAACCAGAAUAUAAUCAAGAAAAUGCCUUAGUCAUCUCUUUUGUAGAUCAAGUCAAUUAGAUAAGUGAAAUGUAAAAAGUAUUAAUAACCAAAAUCUAUUUCUUAGUUUUAUAAACUGAAGUACAAAGUUGGAACAAUUCACUAAAAUUAUCAACCACUGUAUCCAGAGAAUUCAAAUCGAUCUACAUGCAUUUCCUUAGAUAAUACUAUAGAUUCUAUAACACUAGUUGUGAUGGGAAAAAGAUUAGAUAAAAAUUUAGGAGAUGCAAGAACUUUGGGAGAAGAUUUUAAAGAAUUAGCAUAAAUCAAAAUACCUAUUCUUGAUAUCUAUUAAUAAAUUAGACCAAGACAUUUUGCUCUUCCUACUAUACCUUAAUGUUACUUGAUUGUAAAUUACUAGGAUUAAAGUUUGGAUGCUCCUUAUAUAGAUAAUGUCACAGUAAAUCUAAGAUUUGAUGUAAGACUCUCAUAUGAAGAUAGAAUUAAUAUUAUCAAAUAAUAAAAAGAAUUUAAGAGUGGAUUGAUUGAAGUAAUUUAUUAAUCUUAAUAAUCAAUAGAAAUUCUAAGAAAAACUCAAAUAAAGAUUAGCUUAGAUGGAGUAAUUACUAUGUCCAUUUAAAAUGAAUCCUAAAUUAUAAUAUGUAACUGCUAAGGGAAUAGGAUAAAAAUAAGAUUUCAAGGAUGAACCUAUUAAACCUAAAAAUGAUAGAAACAAAGAAGACAUUAAGCCACCAAAGGAAAGAGAAACAUGUUGCAUAAUAUAAUGAAUAAAAAAUAUGAUAUCUUCAUCAAAAUAACAAAAAUUUACCUUAAAUUCAAUUAAAAAAUAGAGCAAAUCCUACAUUACAAUUAUUUAUAGUCAAAAUUAAAUUCAUCUCAGAAACAUUAUUAAUAAUAAACUAGUAAAUCUUCAUCAGCUUAAGGUGCAUGCCAACCUUCUAAAUUUUAUGACCAUGGAUUCACUUCUAUUUUUUUUGGUUAUUAUACAUUCCCUUAACUGACUCUUCUCUAACUAAAUUAAUAAGAUUGUAAUUUUUUUAUUAUUUAAGGAGAAUUAGGCUCACUUCUUAAUUUUAUAGAUGAUUAACAUUAUGGUAUCUUUUAAAUAUCAUCUAUUCUAUCUUCUAUUGUUAAAGUUUAUUUUUCUUUUAAUUUNGAUAAACCAGAAUAUAAUCAAGAAAAUGCCUUAGUCAUCUCUUUUGUAGAUCAAGUCAAUUAGAUAAGUGAAAUGUAAAAAGUAUUAAUAACCAAAAUCUAUUUCUUAGUUUUAUAAACUGAAGUACAAAGUUGGAACAAUUCACUAAAAUUAUCAACCACUGUAUCCAGAGAAUUCAAAUCGAUCUACAUGCAUUUCCUUAGAUAAUACUAUAGAUUCUAUAACACUAGUUGUGAUGGGAAAAAGAUUAGAUAAAAAUUUAGGAGAUGCAAGAACUUUGGGAGAAGAUUUUAAAGAAUUAGCAUAAAUCAAAAUACCUAUUCUUGAUAUCUAUUAAUAAAUUAGACCAAGACAUUUUGCUCUUCCUACUAUACCUUAAUGUUACUUGAUUGUAAAUUACUAGGAUUAAAGUUUGGAUGCUCCUUAUAUAGAUAAUGUCACAGUAAAUCUAAGAUUUGAUGUAAGACUCUCAUAUGAAGAUAGAAUUAAUAUUAUCAAAUAAUAAAAAGAAUUUAAGAGUGGAUUGAUUGAAGUAAUUUAUUAAUCUUAAUAAUCAAUAGAAAUUCUAAGAAAAACUCAAAUAAAGAUUAGCUUAGAUGGAGUAAUUACUAUGUCCAUUUAAAAUGAAUCCUAAAUUAUAAUAUGUAACUGCUAAGGGAAUAGGAUAAAAAUAAGAUUUCAAGGAUGAACCUAUUAAACCUAAAAAUGAUAGAAACAAAGAAGACAUUAAGCCACCAAAGGAAAGAGAAACAUGUUGCAUAAUAUAAUGA
Paramecium pentaurelia is the source of this 2354-nucleotide messenger RNA. The record is from the annotation of a GenBank genome assembly. Lineage: Eukaryota; Ciliophora; Oligohymenophorea; Peniculida; Parameciidae.